UAUCUACUUCUGCUUUUUUCUUUUUGGGCCGAAUCGGUUUAGGAACUAGUAGGAGCCGCUGCCGCCACCGACCCGCCUAGGCAAAACACAAAAGCAAAGCCCCCGUGAUCACCACUCUUUUCUCGUCGAAUUCCAGUUAUUUCAGAGCUAAAAUACGAAACAGAAAGGGAAUGGGUCACAACAAGCCCCGGCGUUUCAAAACCCAUAACUCUCAUCGGGGACAGUCUAGCAGAAACCAUCAAUUCCAAAGGGAAGAUGAAUCUCUCCCACAUGAUCAACCUCCCGAAGAGGAACCCAAUAUUCCUAAAGUUCAACUUGCUAUGUGGGAUUUUGGACAGUGUGAUGCAAAAAGGUGCACUGGGCGCAAACUUGCAAGAUUUGGGUUGUUGAAAGAUUUGCGUGUAAAUAGUGGUUUUGGUGGCAUUGUUUUAAGUCCUGUUGGUAGUCAAUGUGUCUCAAAAGAAGAUUACAACUUAAUAAAGAGGAAAGGGUUAGCUGUUGUGGAUUGCUCAUGGGCUCGACUUAGUGAUGUACCCUUUGUGAAGCUGCGGUGUGGUGCUCCUCGCUUGUUGCCAUGGCUAGUGGCUGCAAACCCAGUAAAUUAUGGUCGCCCAUGUGAGCUAUCAUGCGUAGAAGCAUUAUCUGCUGCUUUACUAAUAUGUGGGGAAGAGGAAACUGCAAAUUUGCUGUUAGGCAAGUUCAAAUGGGGUCAUGCCUUCCUGUCCCUUAACAGGGAACUUUUGAAGGCAUAUUCUGAAUGUGAAAAUAGUGCUGACAUCAUAUCAGUCCAAAAUUCUUGGCUUUCCCAACAAAGGCAGGUCCCUAAGGUUCCACCAGAUGCAGCAGAAGGUGCAUCCAAUGAUUCAGAAGAUGAGGAGGGUUCUUCCAAUGAUUCUGAAGAUGGGCUACCUCCUCUAGAAAGGAACAUGAACCAUUUGAGUUUGCAGGAAAGUGAUGAUGAAAGUGAGUAAGUAGGAUCCAGCAAUAGUUUCAUUCACAAGUAAGCACCAUUAGUAAGUAGAAAGAGGGAAAUAUGUUAUGGGGCCGUUUCAUAUAUGCUGCACAUCUCUUACCCUGAUUCCUUCAGACUUCCAUUUCCUAUAGGUGAAAUGAAAUAUUAAAUCUAACGUAGGUAGAAAAUGGUUUUUCCUACUUCUCAAGGAUUACUAUUUAACUGUUUUGUAUCUGUUCGGAGGGAGGUGGGGCUGAUUGGGCUUAACAUAUAUUACUUUCUAAUUGCUUAACAUCUUAUUUCAAUGUUUCAAAAGAUUAUAAAUUUAUUUUUAGAUUAAAUAUCUAUAUUUUUAUGAAA
Gossypium arboreum is the source of this 1312-nucleotide messenger RNA. RefSeq lists its product as uncharacterized. Gene Ontology annotation, molecular function: rRNA small subunit aminocarboxypropyltransferase activity. Gene Ontology annotation, biological process: maturation of SSU-rRNA. The record is from RefSeq and is a predicted model, not a curated record. The coding region runs from base 171 to 971 and encodes 266 amino acids. Lineage: Eukaryota; Viridiplantae; Streptophyta; Magnoliopsida; Malvales; Malvaceae. The transcript is spliced from 9 exons.